Molecule: messenger RNA, 876 nt
Organism: Prunus avium (sweet cherry)
Lineage: Eukaryota; Viridiplantae; Streptophyta; Magnoliopsida; Rosales; Rosaceae
Source: RefSeq, a predicted model, not a curated record
AUGAUCCCUUCAAGACUUGGCUCACAGGGGGCACGAGUCCGUGAACGAUUGCGUGACGAACGCAACGACCGACGCUCACUAACCCGCUCGAGAACAAACACACGGCAACAACUCGGGGAGGAAUCUUCGCAAGCUCAAUCCACCAAUCUGCCUCACGAGCAAGGCAAACAAGGAGGUCAACCUCUUCAAGUUGACGAGGAAGUCAACUAUCCCUGCUUGAAUCACGAGGGUUGCCAAUGUGAUCGGCAAGCCAGGCGCACGGAGGACGUCGAGAAGCUCAUAAACGACCGACUUCGUAACUUCAAGAUUGGCGGAAAUUUCGAAGAUGCUCUACGCAAAGAGGUGGACCAAGCAAACUCUACGCCUUUCACUGCUGAAAUCGAGCAGGCUGCUCCCCCAAAGAGAUUCUCAACGCCUUCAUUCACGCAUUUCAAAGGGGAUCCCGAGAGCCAUCUAAAGCAUUUCAAAAGUGUCAUGAUGCUCUACAAGGCCAACGACGCGCUGAUGUGCAAGGUGUUUGCAAUGACCUUGCUAGGAGCAGCCCAAGACUGGUUUCACACCCUGCCAUCCGAGUCGAUCAGCAACUUCAAGGAGCUAGCUUACGUUUUCACCAAAGAAUACACUUCUUACCGGACGAUCAAGAAGAACCCUGAUCACCUGUUCAACCUGCAGAAGAAGUACGAUAAAUCCCUCCGAGAUUACAUCAAGAGGUUCAAAGCAGAAAGGGCAAACAUUAUUGGAUGUGACGAUCGAAUCGCAUCAUCGGCCUUCAAGAGAGGCUUGCCAAUUGAGUGUGAGCUGUAUCGCGAGCUGACUAUCUCUCCUUGCCAAACAUUGGUAGAAGUCUUCGCGACGGCAGAGCGCUAUGCACUUUAG